AUGUCGGACGAGGACCAGCGUCGAACGGAGCAAUACUUCCAGCACACUACGGCACCCAAAUGGGGCGACGAGCGGCGUGAGCAGGUGGAGGCGUUCCUGGACCACCACCGAGUGGUAGGCAAGUGCGUGGCCGUGGUCACGUCCGGCGGCACGACCGUCCCGCUCGAGCGCAACACUGUGCGCUUCCUGGACAACUUCUCCACGGGCUCCAGGGGCGCCGCCUCCGUCGAGUACCUGCUGGGACUGGGUUACGCAGUCAUCUACGUGCACCGACCCGGAUCCAUUGCGCCCUUCGCACGUCACGUGCAGCGAGCCACGAGCUCGUCGCUGGACGUCAAUUUCCUGGAGCACCUGGACGUGCGCAAUGGCGUCAUGGGCGACCAGGAGACCCGCCUGCUGGUGGAGGACCCGACGGCCAAGAAGAAGGUGGUGGACGCAGUGCACAAGCUCCGGACUGUGCGCGCAGCCAACACGCUGCUGUCGCUGCCCUUCACCUCGGUGGACGACUACUUCUUCGUGCUGCGGAUGGUCGCGACGUGCGUCGCGCCCUGGAGGGAGCGCGCGCUGUUCCUCCUGGCCGCAGCCGUGAGCGACUUCUACAUCCCGCAGCAGGACCUGUCGGAGCACAAGAUCCAGUCGCGCGCGGGGCCGUUGGAGCUCACGCUGCAGCAAGUGCCCAAGAUGCUGGGCGUGCUGCGGCACUCGUGGGCUCCGCAGUCGUUCGUGGUGUCGUUCAAACUCGAGACGGACUGGGACAUCCUGCGCAAGAAGGCCAAGCAGGCCAUCGCCAAGUACGCCAUGCACCUGGUGGUCGCCAACGAGCUGCACUCGCGCUUCGACGAGGUGCUGCUGAUCACUGACAAGGACGAGCGCGCCAUCACGCGCCCCAAGGACGAGGCCGACAUCGAAGCGGCGCUCAUGGAGGCGGUCGCGCGCAUGCACUACCAGUACAUCGCGUCCCACGACGUGUGCGUGCCCGAGGAGAUUGGCCACCGCGAGGAGAUCCUGGGCGUCGUGAUCGGCGGCUUGCUGUCCGUGAUGCUCAACAUGCUGCAGAGCCAGCUGCGCCGGUCGCGCUAA
Phytophthora sojae is the source of this 1080-nucleotide messenger RNA. RefSeq lists its product as hypothetical. The transcript is spliced from 2 exons. Gene Ontology annotation, cellular component: nucleus; cytoplasm. Gene Ontology annotation, molecular function: phosphopantothenate--cysteine ligase activity. Lineage: Eukaryota; Oomycota; Peronosporomycetes; Peronosporales; Peronosporaceae. The coding region runs from base 1 to 1080 and encodes 359 amino acids. Gene Ontology annotation, biological process: coenzyme A biosynthetic process. The record is from RefSeq and is a predicted model, not a curated record.